Molecule: messenger RNA, 1702 nt
Organism: Botrytis porri
Lineage: Eukaryota; Fungi; Ascomycota; Leotiomycetes; Helotiales; Sclerotiniaceae
Exons: 3
Coding region: 486-1325 (279 amino acids)
Biological process (GO): polysaccharide catabolic process
Molecular function (GO): cellulase activity
Source: RefSeq, a predicted model, not a curated record
UUAACCAUAAGAAAGCUGCACUUCGUUAUUGGAGAGUCAGAUGAAAAGAAGGGAUAAGCGAUGCUUUACAUCUAUGGUAUGAUCUUAUCGAAUGGUCUGGUCUUUAAAUUGUUGGUGUCGACAGGCCAUUCUGAAGAUCUCGUCGGUGGGUAGGUAAGGCUUGCAUGUAUGGAUCUUGACCGUGAGGGAUUGCUGGUGAUUCGAGGUAGGGUUAACUACAAGGAAGUGUAGUAUAAGGAGAUUUGAACGGUACUUGGCUCUUGAGUGAGUGGACAAGAGCUUCUUUUCUCUUUUCUUGAAGACCUCGGAAUUCUUUAAUUUGUCGUUCACUCCUUUUGCUCACUCGCUCUGGAAGUUCUUUUUCCUGACAUUCUUUUGAUCGAACUUUGAAAGUUCAAAUCCACUCACUUACUAUCCACGCUCUUUUAUUUCCAUUCUCCGAUCUCUUCCCUACCCAUUUAGGCCAUCAAAUUCACCAUCGCAAAAUGAUCGUCCAAAUUCGCAACGCCGCAGCUCUGGUAGCUCUCACAUCUACCGCCAGCGUUCUGGCUCGUCCUCAUUUCAGUACCCGAGCCACUCAACCAUCAACCGAUCUUUGCGGCGACUAUGAUUAUCUCAUUUUGAACAAUUCGCCAUGGAUUGUGUAUAACAUGUUGUAUAAUGCAAAUCAGAUCGUGGGAAGUCAGUGUACAUAUUAUGAUAGUAUGAUUACAGGUAGUGAUGGGACUGCCGAAGUGAAGUGGAACAGUCAGACGGAUAUUACUUAUGUUGAAAGCACAAACAACGUUCCCAAAGGAUAUUCUUUCGUAGGCCUGACGCAAAACUUGGAAACCCCUCUCACAGGCAUCGCUUCUAUUCCUACAACCUACACCUGGACACGCUUGAACACAACCGCCUUCAAAGGAAACGUGUGCUACGAUUUCAUGACCAACGAUGUUAAAGGUGACUCUACAUCGAGCUCCUCCCAGGAACUCAUGCUCUGGCUCCAGUACGAAGGCGGACAAUUACCUAUUGGGUGGGCUGGUGGAAGCGUAGCUACCAUUGACAAUCUAUUUGGUACAAGCUGGGAUUUGUAUCAGGGUGUUAAUGAUGAUACUGGUAUUACGGUUAGCAGUAUGUUGCCUAAAACUCAGUUUGAGGGAACCUUUGAGGGCGAUUUGAGAGAGUGGUUGGUUGCGCUUGUGGGACAAGGUCUCUUUACUGAGAGUACGUACGUUAAUGUUGGAAAUGCUGGUACCGAAUUCUUCUACGGAAACGCAAUUAUGAAUGCAACCCUUGGUCUCCAAAUUGAUCUUGGUAUAGCCACCUCUGCAGCGCUAAAGUAGCAGCUGUUUCUUCAGCAUCUCCAAGUGCAAGCCAAAUCGCUUCUACUUCCGCGGCAAUUGUUCCAUCCACUAGCUCACCGGCCGUUGCUAUUACUACCUCCGCUUCAUUUGCACAAGCACCAACCAGCACGUCCUUCAUUGCGGCUGUAUCUACAUCAGCAAAAUCAAGCUCAAAAUCUCAACAUGUAGCUACUCCUUCAGCGCCAGUUGUUCAGGGAUCUACCAUCGCUUCUACCUCUGUAGCAAUAUCUACCAGUAUAGCUGCUAGCUCGGUUGCUGGUCUUGAGACCUCUGUUUCCAGUGCUGCUGUUGCUGCCCCAACUUCGGCUGAUGAAGGAGAUGAUGAUGAGUGCGAGAUAAGUGUGUGCUUAGUUUAG